Messenger RNA from Thalassophryne amazonica, 18094 nucleotides. RefSeq names its product hemicentin 1 (gene hmcn1). The record is from RefSeq and is a predicted model, not a curated record. Gene Ontology annotation, molecular function: calcium ion binding; axon guidance receptor activity. Gene Ontology annotation, biological process: homophilic cell-cell adhesion; synapse organization. Lineage: Eukaryota; Metazoa; Chordata; Actinopteri; Batrachoidiformes; Batrachoididae. Gene Ontology annotation, cellular component: axon; plasma membrane; neuronal cell body. Bases 236 to 17092 code for a protein of 5618 amino acids. The transcript is spliced from 107 exons.
CAAACCAAGUCUCCUGAGUGUGCAGAUCGUGCAGUGCCGAUCCGGAGAACGGUUGCAGCUCCAGCGCACAGAACUCCUUUAUUCCUCUUUUUAAAACACGCGUCAGUCCAUUUCUGAGAGCCCCAUGUCUUCACUUCGAAGUUCAUCCUGAAGCUCUGACUGGAACAAGACAACCAAAAAAACAAAAAACAAAAACAAAAAAAACCUAAUCUUGAGGAGAACUUUGGACCCUGAAAUGGGGAUCGGGUUUGUGUGUCUGGCUCUUGCGGUGUCAUUGUCUUUUUCCAGCGCGCAGGACGCAUGGACCGCGGCCACAGAGGAGGAAAUCCCGGAGGGCGCAUCCACCCUGGCGUUCGUCUUUGACGUGACCGGUUCCAUGUACGACGACCUCGUCCAGGUCAUCGAGGGCGCGUCCAAGAUUUUGGAAACGUCCCUGAGCAGACCGAAGAGACCCCUGUACAACUUUGCUCUGGUGCCCUUCCAUGACCCGGAAAUUGGACCUGUAACAAUCACAACCGACCCAAAGAAGUUCCAGUAUGAGCUGAGAGAGCUUUACGUUCAGGGAGGGGGUGACUGUCCUGAGAUGAGCAUCGGUGCUAUUAAAAUUGCCUUGGAGAUCUCCUUGCCAGGCUCCUAUAUAUACGUUUUCACAGAUGCCCGUUCCAAAGAUUACAAACUGACGCAUGAAGUGCUGCAGCUCAUUCAGCAGAAACAGUCACAGGUGGUGUUUGUGCUGACCGGGGACUGCGACGACAGGAAUCACAUCGGCUACAAGGUUUACGAAGAGAUCGCCUCCACUAGCUCUGGUCAGGUCUUCCACCUCGACAAAAAACAGGUCAACGAGGUUCUGAAGUGGGUGGAGGAAGCUGUACAAUCGUCCAAGGUCCACCUGCUUUCCACCGAUCACAACAGCGGAGUCAACAACACAUGGCAAAUGCCCUUUGACCUCAGUUUGAAGGAAGUCACUGUGGCGCUCAGUGGCCCAGCACCUGACAUUGAGAUACAAAGCCCCCAGGGGAAGCUCAUUGGGAAAAGUGAUGGCCUGACAGAGCUCUUGCACAUUCCUAACUCUGCCAAAGUUGUCAACAUCAAGGAUCCACACCCUGGGAUGUGGUCUAUUAAGACCUCUAGUGAAGGAAGACAUUCAGUCCGUAUCUCAGGUCUCAGCACCAUCGACUUCCGGGCUGGAUUUUCCAGGACACCCACCUUAGACUUCAAAAAAACCUUCAGUCGGCCCAUUCAAGGCAUUCCCACCCACAUCCUUUUGAACACCACUGGGCUCUCCCCUCCUGCUCGUGCCGAUAGGCUAGAGUUGCUAUCAAUCACAGGCCAUGUGGUCAAAACUUUGCCAAUCCGCUACUUCCCUGAACGCCUGCCAUAUGGGCUCUGGAACAUUACGGAGUUUAUUCCACCUGAUGAGGCCUUCUUCUUGCGGGUGACUGGAUAUGACCGGGAUGGUUUCCUGUUCCAGAGAGUCUCCAGUGUUUCCUUCUCGAGUAUCGUGCCUGAUGCCCCUCAGGUGAAGAUGUCACCUACAACUCGUGGGUACUACCUCCAGAAAGGGACGAUCAGCUGCUGGGUGGAGAGCCUGAUCCCCUUCACGCUGCGCUUCAGUAGGGAUGGGAAGCGACUUGGAGUCGACCAGCUCUUUAGUGAGUCAGACGGUGCAUUAUGGGAAAUAACCCAGGUAACUCUGAAAGACGAAGGAUAUUAUGAGUGUAUUGCCAUCAGCAGUGCGGGCACAGGUCGAGCCCGCACCUUCUUGGACGUGUCAGAGCCGCCUCCAGGCAUCACCAUCGAGGGCAACGUAACAGUGUCACCUAACUCUCGCGCUGUCCUCACCUGUCAUGUUGUGAGCACAGUCAGCUUCAAUCUCACCUGGCUGAGGGGCGGCCACAGUGCUCGCCUGGACCCACGCGUGUACAUCCUGACCAACCAUUCGCUGCAGGUGUUCCCUGUAACUCCAGAUCAUUCGGGCUGGUAUGAAUGCAUCGCUGCAAAUGAAGGAGGAGUGGCUGCAGCUCGAGUCUACCUCACUGUGCAAGAGGUUCCCAGGGUUUCGUUAGAGCCUAUGAACCAAACCUUUGUGGCAGGAGCUGAAGUGAGGAUCAGGUGCUCAGCCAGCGGCUACCCUACACCUCGCCUGAUUUGGACCCACAAUGACAUGUUCAUCAUGGCCUCCAGCCGGUACAGGAUGACUCCUGAUGGCACACUGCUUAUAAGGAACAUGCAGAAGAAAGAUGGAGGAGUGUACAGCUGUCUGGCCACUAACAAUGCUGGAACACACAAAAUGACCUCUGUCAUCUCCUACGUUGAAUCUCCUCAGGUGACCGUGGCUUUUAGUGAGAUUCUCGUUGCUGUCAGAGAAACCACUGUGAUGACUUGUUUAGCAACUGGAAUCCCUGUGCCUGAGGUCAGGUGGUACAAAGGUGACCUUCAGCUGCAGUCGUCUUCCUUCUUUAAUGUGGAUGCAUUUGGAGGGACCCUGACCAUUAUGGAGACCCAGGAUGCUGAUGCUGGAGAAUACACCUGUGUGGCUGUCAACGCUGUUGGCUCCUCAUCAGGAAAGAUGUCUCUCAGUGUCGGAGCUGCACCCAGGUUUGUGCGCGAGCCAUCUGAUGUGGCAGAAGACAUCGGCUCAAAUGUGACUCUACUAUGCCACGUCCAAGGUUACCCCGAGCCACAGGUCAGCUGGAGGAGAGAGGACGGUGUACCCCUUUUCAACAGGCCUCACCCACAUAGCACAGUGACCCAGAGCAGAGGAGGUCUACAUAUCACCAACUUGUGGGUGGAGGAUGAGGCAACAUACAUCUGUGAGGCCAAGAACCACUUUGGCAUUAUUCAGACAAAAGCCAGAGUCACAGUGACUGGACUGGUCUCACCUGUCAUCGCAAUUAGUCCGACCGUGCUCAGUGUGAUCGAGGACCAGCAGCUGACCCUGCCAUGUGUACUGCUGGCUGGGAAUCCGCUCCCCGAAAGACAGUGGCUGCAUAACUACGGCCUGGUGAUGUCAGACCAGUAUGUGACGGUCAGGAAGGACGGCAGCCUGCACAUUGAGAGAGUUCAGCUGGAGGAUGCAGGGGACUACGUCUGUCUGGCUGAAAAUGUGAUCGGAGCCACCAACCGUACCACCACCGUCAAUGUCUAUGUGAUUCCCACUAUUCAGCACGGACCUCCGGUGUUCAGCACGAUUGAGGGUACGCCCAUCUCUCUGCCAUGUCGUGCCGGUGGCGUGCCAACCCCCGACAUCACCUGGGUCAAGGGUGGAGAGCUGCUGGACUUGGGUGGUCCAACAUUCUUGGUGGAUGCUGACGGCAGCCUCCUCAUCACCUCCCCUUCUGGAAACGAGACCGGAGAGUUCACGUGCACGGCUGCCAACGCUGCCGGCUACGCCUCCAGGAAGGUUCAGCUCACAGUCUAUGUCCGUCCAAGGUCCAGCAGCAACGCCGGAGGGUCCUCGGAGCCAUCGAGGGUGUCAGCAAUUGAGGGUGAGGAUGUCAUUUUGCCGUGUGUGGUACACAGCUUCCCACUUCCCACCAUCAGCUGGGCCAAAGAGAGACAGCUCAUCUCCCCAUUCUCACCACGACACACACAUCUUCCCUCUGGAUCUAUGAGGAUCUCUGAGACCAGAGCAUCAGACAGCGGACUGUACGUGUGUGUCGCUUCCAACAUUGCAGGAAAUCUAACGCAGUCAGUGGAGCUGGAUGUAUUGGUUCCUCCCAGAAUCCAGGCCGGUCCUAGGGUGAUGAAGGUGCAGGUGGGUCACCACGUGGAGCUAACCUGUGUAGUUCGAGGGGUCCCUAAACCCAGCAUCACCUGGACAAAGGAUGGUCAAAGGUACUCAGUGUCUCCUGAUGGCAGUCUGGCUUUGAGCCACGUGGAGUCGCAUGACGAAGGAACCUACACGUGCACUGCAAUCAACAUUGCAGGCAGAGAUGAAGCUCAAGUCCAGCUUCUAGUGCAAGUGCCGCCUGUAGUGGAAGUGUUGGAACCGCCCUUCAAUAGUCCUUUGCAGGAGAUAGUGGAAAACCAGCGUAUCGCCUUUCCAUGUCCUGCCAAAGGCUUUCCCAAACCUGUCAUACGAUGGACGCGUAAUGGUCAGGAACUGACAGGUAAUGAGCCUGGUGUGACCAUUCUGGAGGAUGGCACUCUGCUGGUUCUGGCCUCUGUGUCACCGCUGGACAGCGGGGAGUACGUCUGCACUGCGACCAAUGACGCUGGAUCCACUGAGAAGAAAUACCAGCUCAAAGUCAAUGUGCCCCCAGAUUUCCGUGACGGUGACCCAUCAGGCAACAUGACAGUGAUCCUGAACCAGCACACCAACUUAAUAUGUGAUGUCAUAGGAAGUCCAACCCCAAUAAUCACGUGGUACAAGGAUGGGACACUUGUACUUUCCAGUAACAAUGUUCAAAUUCUUGAUAAUGGGAAAAACUUGAGGCUACUGAAGGCAGGACCAGCAGAUGCAGGCAGUUAUACCUGUCAAGCUGUCAACAUUGCAGGCAGUGCAGAAAAGCACCUUUUUUUGGAUGUACUGGUCCCCCCAACCAUCACAGGGUCAGACCUUCAAGAUAUUUCAGCCAUUGUGAAACAGGAGAUCAGCCUGGAGUGCAUUGUUAAGGGAGUGCCCUUUCCCACAAUCCAGUGGUACAAAGACCGGAAACCCGUGUUUCUUGGUGAUCCUAAUGUUGAAGUCACUAAUCAGGGUCAAGUAUUGAUGAUAAAAAGUGCCCGUCUCGGAGAUCAGGCACGCUACCAAUGCAGCAUCGCUAAUACAGCUGGGAAACAGGCCAGAGACUUCAAUGUGAAUGUUUACGUGCCCCCUUCCAUCAAAGGGGGCAACAUAACCACACAGGUUACGGCACUGCUGGAUACACUGGUCACACUGGAGUGUGAGGCUCGCGGGGUGCCACUACCAAGCAUCACCUGGUACCACAACGAAGAGGUGAUCCUUUCCAACCAACAGACUCGGUAUACAGAGCAAGGCCACUACCUGAAGGUCCACCGGGUGCAGGUGUUGGAUACUGGACUGUACACCUGUAAGGUGACCAGUGCGGCCGGCAGCGCUGAGAAGAGAUAUGAGUUGGACGUCUACGUGCCUCCCACCAUUGCAGGGGGCGAUGCCGGGCCCACUGAGCAGAAAGUGGUCCUCAGUAAUCCUCUCACUUUGAAGUGUGAGGCCGGAGGUCACCCUCCCCCCUUUCUCACCUGGCUGAAGGACGGCAUUCCGGUUCAUGAUGGGGAAAGUGUCCGUGUCCUCCAGGAUGGGAGAAAACUAGAAAUUGUCUCAGCUACAGUCUCAGACUCAGGACGCUACAUCUGCAUGGCAACAAGCAUUGCCGGGGAGAAGGAGAUUAAGUACGACGUCAGUGUUUUAGUGCCGCCUUUCAUCAAUGGAGGAGAUGACUUGACAGAUCGCACAGUGAUAAUCAACAACCCUCUGGAGCUGGAAUGUCACGCCACAGGAACACCUGCACCGACUGUUACGUGGUUUAAAGAUGGAAAACCAGUCACACAGGGGGAGGGUUUGCGGGUGGCGGCCAAAGGGCGACGACUGAUCGUGUCUCGCGCUCAGGUCUCUGACACGGCUCGCUUUCAGUGUGUGGCCACUAACGAAGCAGGAGACCACAAGAGGGACUUCAACGUGGUCAUCCACGUCCCUCCUUCCAUCCACACCAUUGGGCCUGUUGAACGUUCAGUGGUUCUCCACAAACACAUCAGCCUGCAGUGCAUCUCCACUGGCGUCCCUCCUCCCAGCAUUACCUGGCUUAUAAAUGGCCGACCUGUUAACAUAGCACAAGAUCACCUUAAGCUGGAGUCAGGAGGCAGAAUGCUCAAGAUCACAGAGGCAAGACAUGAGGAUUCUGGGAGGUACACCUGUGUAGCCACUAAUGCAGCUGGGGAAACGCUACAGCACAUACGCCUCAGUGUCCACGAGCCUCCAAGCAUUCCCAAUUCUGCGGAGACAAUCAACCAGACGGUGUUGUCAGGCUUCUCCACAGAGUUUGAAUGCAAAGCCUCAGGGAGCCCAUUACCCGCUAUCACUUGGUACAAAGAUGGUCGACCUCUGACGAGUGCAGCUGGGGUGACAAUAAUGAAGCGUGGCCAGGUACUGGAGAUUGGACAGGCUCAACUGUCCGACGCCGGGAUAUACCGAUGCACAGCAAUCAACCUGGCUGGAGUGGCUGAGAUAUCCCACAGUCUGCAGGUGUUUGUACCUCCGGUCAUCUCCAGCCGAGGCGGAGCAGUAACAGUGGUAGUGAAUGAAGCGGCCAGGCUGGAAUGCCAGGCCACCGGUGUGCCCUUGCCCAGCCUGACGUGGCUCAAAGACGGCAGCCCCGUGGCCAGUGUAUCACAUGGUAUACAGGUGUCAUCUGACGGCAGGCUGCUAUCUCUGAGCAGUGCACAAAUUACCGAUACAGGCAGAUACACCUGUGUGGCUGUCAACGCCGGAGGAGAACAGCACCGAGACUAUGAGCUGCAGGUUUAUGUGCCACCUAAUAUCAAGGGUGAGGAGGUGAACACCACAGUGAUGUUUGGUCAUCCAGUGGAGCUGCACUGCCAGAGCGAUGCGAUCCCUCCACCUACCCUGUCCUGGCGCAAAGAUGGCCGCCCACUAUUCCGGAAACCUGGUCUGAGUGUCUCAGCUGACAGCAGUUUACUCAAGGUUGAGAGUGCCCAGGUGCAGGAUUCAGGCAGAUAUACGUGUGAAGCCACCAAUGUUGCUGGAAAAACAGAGAAGAACUAUAAUCUCAAUGUCUGGGUUUCACCCCGUAUCCACGACUCAGAGGAGAUGUCUCCUGUAACUGCGAUGGAAGGAAGCCUCGUUGCCCUCGUGUGUGAAUCCAGCGGCAUACCGCCUCCCAGUCUUAGCUGGAGGAAGGAUGGUGUGGAGCUGCAGUCUGACCACCGGCUCAGGAUUUUGUCAGGAGGUCGUCACCUGCAGAUCUCCAGUGCAGAAAGCACGGACACAGCCUCCUACACCUGCACAGCCUCCAGUGAAGCUGGCAGCACCUCCAAGGAGUUCAGCCUGCAGGUUUACGUCCGUCCUACUAUCAGGCGUAGUGAGGAGGGCACUGAUGAUGUUACCGUCACUAAAGGUGGCAGUGUUACCCUGCAAUGUGUUGCGGAUGGAGUACCUCGACCUGCAGUCACAUGGCUAAAGGAUGGGCGACCUAUCACAGGCCAGAAUGGCGCCAAAGUUCUGAAUGAGGGGAGGCUGCUACAAAUCAAAGACGCUAAGGUGUCAGACACGGGACGCUACACCUGUAUCGCUGUUAAUGUGGCAGGACAGGCUGACAGCAAGCAUGACAUCAGUGUACAUGUGCCACCAUCUAUCAUUGGUCAAGUUCUGUUUCCACACAACAUCAGUGUCAUUGUCAAGAACCCGGUUGUUCUGAGUUGUGAAGCUUCUGGCAUCCCUCUGCCUGCUAUUACCUGGCAAAAGGACGGACGGCCGGUUAAAUCCACCAGCUCAGUACACGUGCUCUCAGGUGGGCGGAGUCUACGUCUAAUGCAUACCGGAGUCGAGGAUGCUGGAACAUACACCUGUAUUGUGUCAAACAGCGUGGGAGAGGAAAGAAAGAACUUUCACCUUGACAUUCUUGUUCCACCGAGCAUUGUGGAUGAAGAAACCGUACUGGAUGUUAAAGUCAAGGAGAAGCACAACAUCACUCUCACCUGUGAGGCCUCAGGUAAUCCGACACCAAACAUUCAAUGGCUGAAGGACGGACAGCUGCUGGUGCCGGACAGUCACCACCAGGUGUUAUCUCAUGGCCGUUUCCUUCAAAUAUAUUUUGCCCAAGUUGCAGAGACCGGUCGGUACAGCUGCUUGGCAUCUAACAGUGCGGGGGAUCGUAGCCGCCAUUACAACGUCAAUGUACUUGUGUCUCCUACCAUUGUUGGGUUGACUUCUGAUGGCUCUGCAGAAGAGGUGACUGUAACCCUGAGCAACCCCACCUCACUGGUGUGUGAAGUCCAGUCCUUCCCUCCUGCUAUCAUCACCUGGUACAAGGACGGCACUGUAUUUGAGUCCCGCCGCAACAUCCGAGUCCUUCCAGGUGGGAGAAGCUUGCAGAUUCUCAAUGCAAAAGAAGAGGAUGCUGGGAGAUACACCUGUGUGGCCACGAAUGAGGCUGGAGAGACACUGAAGAACUAUGAAGUCAAAGUUUACAUUCCCCCACAGAUCAAUAAGAAUGAUAUCCCCGGGGAAGGACUGGUGCCUAAAGAGGUCAAAAUCAACGUCAACAGCACGCUGACCCUGGAAUGUGCAGCAGAGGCAAUUCCAACCCCAGCACUGGAGUGGUACAAAGAUGGGCAGAUCCUGCAAGCAGAUGAUCAUGUGUCCAUCACAGCCAAUGGUCGUAUUGUUCAGAUCAAGUAUGCUCAGGUUUCAGACACAGGCCGCUACACGUGCGUAGCAACCAACAUAGCUGGAGAGGAUGAGAAGGACUUUGAUGUAAAUAUACAAGUUCCGCCGAAUUUUAACAGGCCUGGGGGAGUUGGCGGUGCCACAUCUGGGCCAGGACAUAUACAGGACAUUUGGGAUGUGAUACUCAACAAUCCCAUUUCGCUGUAUUGUGAGACCAAUGCGGUCCCGCCUCCAACACUCACCUGGUACAAAGAUGGAAGACUGCUGACCUCCAAUGACAAAGUUCUGAUCCUGCCAGGGGGCCGAGUGUUACAGAUUCCCAGGGCCCAGGCCGAAGACUCGGGCAGGUACACAUGUGUGGCUGUCAAUGAAGCAGGAGAAGACUCCAUUCAGUACGAUCUUAGAGUAUUAUUGCCCCCGUCCAUACAUGGAGCAAAGAGCGACCUGCCUGACGAAGUAACAGUCCUGGUAAAUAAAACUGCCCAACUGGAAUGUCAUGUAGAAGGAAACCCCAUCCCAAAGAUCACCUGGAUUAAGGACAGCCAGCCAAUCAGCUCUGAUGGUCCAUAUAGAAUCCUCUCCAACGGACGACGACUACAGGUAUUGACUGCUCAGGUGUCUGACACAGGGCGUUAUGUGUGUGUGGCAGACAACGUGGCCGGCAGUGCAGAAAAAUCGUUUAAUCUCAAUGUUCACGUGCCUCCUGCCAUUAUUGGACCACAACUGGAGAAAGUGACUGUGGUGGUGAACAACUUUGUGUCUCUAUCUUGUGAAACUACUGGUUUUCCCCCUCCCACACUGAGCUGGCUAAAGGACAGCAGUCCCAUUCAGCCCAAUGCCAAUUCAUUGAUCAUGCCAGGCGGUCGUACUCUACAAAUUCUUAGAGCAAAAGUGUCUGAUGGAGGAAAGUACAGCUGUGUAGCCAUGAACGCAGCAGGAGAGGUUCACAAACUCUUCCACCUCGCUGUUUUAGUUCCUCCUCGUAUUCGGGACAGUGGUGGCGACUCCCCCGUGGUGGAGAGUGUGCUCGUUGGUAGGUCGGUAACCCUGGAGUGUGAGUCCAACGCUGUACCUCCCCCCACAAUCACCUGGUAUAAGAAUGGAAGAGUGGUGAUGGAAUCGGAAAACCUGCAGAUUCUGGCAGAGGGUCAGAUGCUUCAGAUCAAAGCAUCAGAGGUGUCCGAUACUGGACAGUAUUUGUGUAAGGCCACGAACGUUGCUGGACAGGUGGACAAGAACUUUCACUUGAAUAUAUAUGUACCUCCCAGUAUUGAUGGUGCAGUGGAGGAGAGUGUGGUGGAGACGAUUAAUAACGCGGUCACAUUUGCCUGUGAUGCCACUGGGAUUCCUCCUCCGAGUCUCACGUGGCUGAAAAAUGGACAUGUUAUAGAGAAUUCGGCAUCUCUGGAAAUGCACAUCUUCUCAGGAGGCAGCAAGCUGCAGAUUGCUCGGUCGCAGCUCUCCGACAGCGGUACUUACACGUGUGUAGCCUCCAAUGUGGAAGGCAAAGCACUCAAGAGCUACCACCUCACCAUACAAGUCCCUCCGAGUAUCUCUGGAUCAGAGCUGCCCACUGAAAUCGGAGUCCUGCUGAAUGACAGCAUCCAGCUCGCCUGUCAAGUCCAGGGAACGCCGCCUCCGACUGUGCAAUGGCUGAAAGAUGGAGAAGUCAUCAAAAGUACAGGGAACAAAAGAUUCAGGAUCAGUCCAGACGGCAGCACACUCACUGUGGCCGCAGCACACACCACUGACAGUGGAAAGUACACCUGUGUAGCCACGAACGCUGCCGGGGAGGAGGACAGGAUAUUUAAUUUGAAUGUAUAUGUACCUCCUGUCAUAGAGGGCAACAGCAAAACUGCAAAGGAGUUGACCACAGUCCUGGACAGUUCUGUCAAUAUUGAGUGUGUUGCCACGGGAUCCCCUCCUCCUCAACUCAGCUGGCUGAGGAAUGGUUUCCUCCUGCCUGUCUCCUCCCACAUACGCCUCCUGUCCGCUGGACAGGUGCUCCGGAUUACACGCACGCAGGUGUCUGAUGCUGGUACCUACACCUGUGUUGCAUCAAACAGGGCAGGAGUGGACAACAGACACUAUAACCUACGGGUUCACGUCCCUCCAGGUCUGGAUGGAGCUGGAAGCACAGAGGAUGUGACUGUAGUGAGAGGAAAUCUGGUGUCUUUGCGCUGUGUCGCUGAUGGGACCCCGAGCCCGACCAUGUCCUGGUUCAGAGGGGGUGUAGCUCUGGUUCCUGACCCCCAUCUCGCCUUCCUCAGCCUGAACUCUACUGUCCAGAUCAAACAGGUCCGAGUCAAUGAUACAGGCCUCUAUACCUGCGUGGUUAACAACACUGCUGGUCAAGCUAGUCGACACUUUAAAGUGAAAGUGCUGGAUCCUCCACGUAUUAAAGGCUCUGAUUCCGCAUCUGAAAUAUUUGUGGUGGUUAAUAAUGUCCUGGAGCUUCGGUGUGAGGCCUCAGGAAUCCCUGCACCUUCCCUGACCUGGCUGAAGAAUGGGCGACCUCUGCCACAGACAGAGAGCCUGCGCCUCCUCCAGGGAGGAGAAGUGCUCAGGCUGGCCUCCGUGCAGAUGGAAGAUGCAGGGAGGUAUAGCUGCCUAGCCAACAGUCCAGCAGGAGAUGAUGACAAGGAGUUUCUGGUUCAAGUGCAUGUUCCUCCUAAUAUUGUGGGAGAGCGCGCCCCCCAGGAUGUGUCUGUGCUGCAGGGCAGGCAGGUCACACUGGAGUGUAAGUCCGAUGCUGUUCCUCCUCCCACUCUGGCCUGGCUCAAAGAUGGUCAUCCGCUGCAGGCCUCUGCACGGAUUCGCAUUCUGUCUGGUAGCCGUUACUUACAGAUCAACGCGGCUGAGCUCAGCGACAGGGCUCAGUAUACCUGCGAGGCCAUCAACAUUGCUGGCAAGAGCACACGACAGUUUAACCUCACUGUCAAUGUGGCCCCGACAAUCAAAGAUAGCCCGCAGACUGUGUCCGUGCACAUCAACAAGCCAGCCGUGCUUGAGUGCACUGUAAGUGGAAUACCACCGCCUCGCAUAAUCUGGAGGAAACAUGGUGCCAUCUUGGUAGAAAACAACCCCAGGUAUACGCUUGCAGAGGAUGGAUCUUUACACAUCCACUCUGCUCAGGUGACCGACACGGGCCGCUACCUGUGCAUGGUGACCAAUCAGGCCGGGACAGAACGUAAGAGAGUUGAUCUGCAAGUUCAAGUGCCUCCUUCUAUAGCCGGAGGUCGCACUGAUGUCACUGUUACAGUCAACAUUCAGACCACACUGUCCUGUGAAGCCACCGGCAUUCCAAAACCCACCGUUCGAUGGACAAAAAAUGGUCGAGAAAUCAAUACUGACCACAACCAGAACAUGUACAGAUUACUGUCAUCAGGCUCACUGGUGGUCAUUGUGCCCACAGUGGAGGACACAGCACUAUAUGAGUGUGUGGCCUCUAAUGAGGCAGGAGAAGACAUCAGAUCUGUUAACCUCACUGUUCAUGUUCCUCCAUCUAUAGCAGAUGAACCCACAGAGCUAGUUGUAUCCAGACUGUCCCCUGUGGUCAUUGCUUGUACUGCAUCUGGUGUGCCAGAGCCCACAGUCCACUGGAGCAAAGAUGGCAUGAAGCUGCCCAAAGAGGGACGAGGAUACAGAAUCCUACCCACAGGUCCAGUAGAGAUCACCUCUGCAGAGCUCAACCACGCUGGACACUACUUGUGUACGGCCAAAAAUGAUGCAGGCUCCACCCACCGCCAAGUGCAGCUCACAGUUCAGGAGCUGCCAGUGAUCCAGUCCCAUCCACACAUGCUGGAUGUGAUCCUAAAUAAUCCCAUCACGCUGCCCUGCAGGGCCACAGGUUCACCCAGACCGACCAUCACCUGGCAGAAGGAGGGCAUCAAUAUACCCACAACAGGUGGUAGUUUCACAGUCCUACCUAAUGGAAGUCUGCAGAUCAACAAGGCUUCUGUUUCAGACUCUGGAACAUACAUGUGUGUGGCUCAAAACCCGGCGGGGACAGCGCUGGGAAAAACCAAACUCAGAGUACAAGUCCCUCCGGUGAUCAGCUCUGAGACUCAAGCCUACCUCGCACCCGUGGACUCGUCUGUGACACUACAGUGCCAAGCUGAGGGCUCGCCUCUUCCCUCAGCCACGUGGCAUAAAGACGGUCAGCCACUGAGUGAAUCUGUACACCAGAGGGUGCUGGGUUCAGGAUCCCUGCAGAUCGCUUUUAUCCAGCCAAGUGAUGCCGGACGCUACACGUGCACUGUUGCCAACGUGGCGGGAACCUCCAGCCUGGAGAUGAGCCUCACUGUACAGAUUCCACCUUCCAUUCGUAUCAAUCAGCAGGAGGUAUCUGUAGUGGAAAACAGCCAGGCCCAACUGGUGUGUGUGUCAGAGGGAGUCCCUCAGCCCAGUGUGUCCUGGGAGAAAGAUGGUAAUCCUAUCAAUGAAAGUACCGGGGAGUACGACAUCCUGCCCUCUGGAGAGUUGUUUAUAGAUUUUGUUCAGCCUGUCGAUGCAGGAAGCUACACUUGCAUUGCCACUAAUGAAGUCGGACAAGACAGUCGGACCAUUACCUUGUCCGUUCAUACCUACCCUGUCUUUACUGAGCUGCUGGGAGAUGUGGCCCUCAAUAAGGGAGAGCGCCUCCUGCUUGUAUGUGGCGUUAGUGGCAUCCCCACACCUACGAUCACAUGGUCCUUCAACAACAAAGUCAUUCCAGUUCACUAUGAUCACAUGAACGGGCGCAGUGAGUUGGUGAUAGAGAGAGUGGGCAAAGAUGAUUCCGGCACCUACUCCUGCGUGGCAGAAAAUAAAGUUGGAGCUGUGAAGUCACUGGGUUUUGUCUAUGUCAAAGAGCCUCCCAUCAUUGAUGGGGACCUCCACUCCAACCGUAUCGAACCUUUGGGUGGAAACGCUAUCCUGAACUGUGAAGUACGAGGCGAACCCAUGCCCACCAUCCAGUGGAGUAAAAAUGGAAUAAACAUCCAGAUUAGCAACCGCAUCCGUCAACUUGAUAACGGCUCUCUGGCCAUAUAUGGCACAAUGAAUGAAGAUGCAGGCAGUUAUAUGUGUGUGGCAGCAAAUGUCGCAGGGGUGGUUGAAAGGAGCGUCACACUGACUUUGCAGAGUGUGCCCACCAUCACGACAGACCCAGCAGAGACUGUGGCGGAUGCAGGCAGCACAAUUGUGCUGAACUGCCAGGCGAACGGAGAGCCGACCCCCAUCAUAGAGUGGUCCCGUCAGGGGCGUCCGUUAGUUAACAACAAUCACUUCUCCACGCUGUCCAAUGGCUCGCUCAGGAUUAACAGUGUGCAGAAGGAGGACACUGACGAAUAUGAAUGUGUGGCCAGAAACAUGCUGGGAUCGGUACUGGCCAGAGUCACUCUAACUGUACGAGUCCAUGGGGUGUAUUCAGAGUGGAUGGAAUGGCAUCCCUGCAGUGUGUCCUGCGGUGCUGGGACCCAGAAGAGGAUGAGACAAUGUAACAAUCCUCUACCUGCCAAUGGAGGGCAUCACUGUACAGGAUCAGAAUCAGAGACACGUGUCUGUCAGGGAAAGCCUUGUCCAGUGGAUGGUAGGUGGUCAGAAUGGUCUCUGUGGGAACAGUGUUCACGCACCUGUGGUGAGGGCAAUAGAACCAGAGUCCGGACCUGCAUUAACCCACCAGCUCUGCAUGGAGGGAGGCAGUGCGAGGGAAAGGCAGUAGAGAUCAUCAUGUGCAGCGUUAGACUGUGUCCAGUUGCAGGAAACUGGGGGUCUUGGCUCCCAUGGAGCACAUGCAGUGAGACCUGUGGUCAGGGAAUGCAGUCCAGAAUCCGGCUGUGCAACAACCCCCCUCCAGCAUUUGAUGGUGUGCAGUGUGAGGGUACAGAUGCACAGACACAAGUGUGCAAGGACAGGCCAUGUCCCGUGGAUGGGAGGUGGUCAGCAUGGAUGAGCUGGGGAGCCUGCAGUGUCUCCUGUGGGGGUGGUACCAGACAGAGGACACGCCUCUGUGCCAGCCCUAACCCUCAGCAUGGCGGCUGGCCCUGUGAGGGAAAUGAUGUGCACGUUGACUUCUGUAACAGUGACCCCUGCCCCAUCAGUGGUAACUGGGGUCCAUGGAAUAGCUGGGGCAGCUGCAGCAAGACAUGUAAUGGAGGCCAGAUGAGGCGCUACAGGACAUGUGACAACCCCAGACCAGCCAAUGGUGGGAGAGCAUGUGCAGGCGCAGACACACAAAUACAGAGAUGCAGCACAGCCAGCUGCCCUGUUGAUGCUAACUGGGGACCAUGGCAACCAUGGGGCGAAUGCUCCACCUCCUGUGGGAGCGGCGAGAGAACUCGGGUGCGGCUCUGUAAUAGCCCGUCUCCUGGUGAUGGAGGUCGGCCAUGUCCAGGAGACUCCUCCCAGCUGUCCAGGUGUAAGAUUCAAGCCUGCCCAGGUGGGCCCAAUAAGGCACGAGGUAGCAUCACAGGGAACAUCAAUGAUAUCGAGUUUGGUGUCGCUGUCCUCAAUGCAACCAUCUCAGAUGGCAGAUCUGGUGCCAGAAUCAUCCAGGCCACAAUCUCAAACAUCCCCAGGACAUUAGGUCCUGCAAUGAGGAAGCUCAUCUCCAUCCUGAACCCUGUCUACUGGACCACCGCAAAGGAAGUUGGUGAGGCCGUCAAUGGCUACACGCUAACAGGUGGCGUCUUCAGACGAGAGACGCAGGUGGAGUUUGCCACAGGUGAAAUUCUGAAAAUGACUCAAAUCGCCCGAGGCCUGGACUCAGAUGGAGUGUUGUUAUUGGACAUCGUAGUGAACGGUCACGUACUGCAGCUACCGUCACAUGCAAACAUCAAUAUCAAGGACUACACAGAGGACUACAUCCAGAUUGGGAUGGGACAGCUGUACGCUCUGUCCACUCGAAUGUUCAGCAUCAACAGGGACAGUGUGCCCUACUCUUGGAACCACACCAUCUCCUACGACCUGUCAAAGGGUAAAAUGCCCUACCUGGUGCAGGUGCUGCAUGGCACGGCCAUCAGUGCUCACUACUUCCCCCUGGAGGAGGUCUUGGAGUAUACCAUCCACGCCACAAUCGCCAAGGGUGAGCGCAGUAAUCAGUGUCCACAGGGUUUCAGUCUGGUGUCUGCUGGGCCUCAUUGUGCAGAUGAGAAUGAGUGUGAGGAGGGGAACCCUUGUUCUCACACCUGCCACAACACCAUAGGCACCUACUACUGCUCCUGUCCCCGAGGUCUUGCCAUCUCCGCUGACGGUCGCACCUGUCAGGAUAUUGACGAGUGCUCAUUGGGUGGGGUCAUGUGCAGUGACGGACAGGACUGUGAGAACACCAUUGGAUCUUAUCGAUGCCUUAUGCGCUGUGGACGGGGCUUCAGAAGAACAUCAGAUGGUCUCAGUUGCGCAGAUGUAAAUGAGUGUCAGGAGUCCAACCCCUGCAAUCAACAGUGUCUGAACACAAUCGGCAGCUAUCGCUGCGCCUGUGAGCCGGGGUACCAGCUGAGGAACAGACGCUGUAUAGAUAUAAAUGAGUGCAGACAGCGUGUCUGUCGAUCAGACCAGCAGUGUAAAAACACACGGGGUGGUUACACCUGUAUUGACCUGUGCCCCAGUGGUAUGACCAAAGGUUCCAAUGAAACCUGUGUAGACAUCAAUGAGUGCAGAGACGGCACCCAUCAGUGCAGAUACAACCAGAUCUGUGAGAACACCAGAGGGAGCUACCACUGUACGUGUCCACAUGGCUACCGGACACAAGGAAUGGGACAACCAUGUGCUGACAUAAAUGAGUGCGAGCGGCUUCCGCAGCCCUGCGCCCACCGCUGCAUCAACACUCCCGGCAGCUUCGAAUGCACCUGCCCGCUGGGGCACCACCUGCUGGGAGAUGGUAAAUCCUGCGCUGGGCUGGAGAGGCUCCACAGCUACGAGACUUACUCGUACGGCUACCGGACGUCACAGUCCUCUACGGAGCGGAGCUCCUACCAUCACCACUACCACAACUUGGCCUCUCAGAGCUACCACUCCCACUCAGCCACCACAAGGGGGCGAAAUAGAGCGCGUAGCCGUAGAGAGGCUAAGCGGCAGGGCUUCCUCGCAUGUCAGCAGGGGUUUGAGGCCAGGGGAGGCCGCUGCUUAGACAUAAACGAGUGUGAGGUGAGAGACAUCUGCCAGCACGAGUGUGUGAACACACCGGGGAGUCACAGGUGCCUCUGUCCUUCUGGUUAUCGCCUCAUGACCAACAGCAAGACGUGUCAAGAUGUGGAUGAAUGUCUCGAACAAGAUAUCCAGUGUGGAGUCAACCGAAUGUGCUUCAACAUGAGGGGGAGUUAUCAGUGUAUUGACACACCUUGUCCUCCAAAUUAUCAGAGGGAUGCAGCCACAGGGUUUUGCCUGAAGAGCUGCCAACCAAAGGACCUGGAGUGCACCUUGAGCCCUUAUGCCCUGGAGUACAAGCUGCUGUCACUUCCUUUUGGCAUUGCAGCCAACCAGGAUCUCAUCAGACUAGUGGCCUACACUCAGGAUGGCGUGAUGCACCCGAGAACUACGUUCCUAGUGAUCGAUGAUGAUGUCACUUUGCCGUUUGCUCUGCGAGAUGAGAACAUGAAGGGAGUGCUGUUCACCACACGGCCGCUACGGGAGCCCCACACGUACCACAUGAAGGUUCGAGCCCUAUCCUACAGCAAAAACGGGGGCAUCGAGUACCAGACGACCUUCAUUGUGUACAUUGCCGUCUCUGCUUACCCCUACUAAGAGCACUUUAACUAAGGCGAGACAUCAAUGAGUGGGCGUGGCUUUGGGAAAGCAGCCACAUCAGUAAUGAGACUGAAACAAAAAGACUUCGAGGCCAGUAUAUAGACUUCUGCAAAGAGAAACAAAACCCCCACAGAUAGUCAAUAUAUGGUCUUGUAAACACUGCAAAUAUCAGGCUGGAACUAAACUGGCUGAUUACUGCCUCCAAUUCAUGAAAUAUUUACUUCAGCCAGCAUGUUAUUCAAAUGUUUGAUAUGACAUUUUCCUCACCCCUACCAAUUUAUUUAAGGAUGAAUGAUUUUAGUCCUCAAACCUGAAGCGCCCACCAAUGGCUCACACUAGCAACUACAGGAUUCCAUCCACCAAUCAUUAAAUUAUUAAACUUGAAAAACAUCUGUUCCCGUGUUUCGGCCCUUUUCUAAUCAGGGACCAAAGUGGAGUUGAGACUGUUUGGAAGUGGUGCUUAUUUUGAAUACUUGACUGUCACAUUUACAUCCUCAGGAAGUGGCCUCGACAAGUACGUAAAAUAAUGUCAAUUGUUAUACUGACCAUUAAUUAAUGCUCCAACCAGAUAACUAAGAUGUAUUUUAUUUGUAUGACUUGUACAUAGACAUUUGGACCUCAUGUGUUAUACUCUAAUGUAUCUUUUUAAAUAAAACAUAAGGAAAAUGAAACAUGUUAAAUAAGUGUUUAAUAUAAUUAAGACAAGUUACAGUUAGCAUUCAUACUCUUUUAUUUUUGUCAAAAAAAGCAUAAACAUUAAAAACAAAGGAAUAUUCUAGUAAGGCAGUUUGUACAUCAGUUUGGUUUGUUUCCUCAUCUUCUGGCACUGGGCUAGAAGAGCAUCUCUGACUAGGUAGACAUGAAACGGGCUGUUCUCCUGUCGUCAGCCGUUACUGCAUUAGAAAAACUUGACGCAUCAUCACUGAUGACACAAUUCAUGAAAACUCAUGUUUAAAGACCAAGUGGUGUUAAUGUGACUGAAACGAUGGCGACUCUCUU